AUGGCGCUGGCCCCAAGCUCGCCUCGCCUGCCGAGUCCUCCUCCGCCUGCAGAAAUCCAGAUCAGUCCAAACUCGCCAUCAGGCGGAGCGCCCGCGAGCCUUCAUGCGACGCAAAUGGAGCAGUCCGUCUUGGAUGCCAACUCCAAGCGCCGCAUACAUCCAGGGACCAAGGCGGCUGAGAUGGCUGCUGGACCACCCCUAGUGCCUCUGAUCGAGCUUGAUUCAGCCUUCCAACUGCAGGAGCAUCUCGCCGCUCUGCACUACGACCACACUGCCGCAGGAACGCAAGCGAUCACUCGCGAAGCUGCCCUCCAACUCGCACAACCCCCCUCGGGCAUCGACCGCACAAUCUGGCUCUACGAACUGUGUCGAUUCCUCAUCUCCAAGUGCAAUCAGCUCAUCGUAGGCUUCCUCUUUGACACCCCUCCGUGCAGCGCGCAAACAUGUCCCGAGAUGCGAGCCUCCGAGUGGCAAUUCCUCUGCGCCGUCCACGAGCAGCCCAAGAGCUGUUGCGCCAUCGACUACUGCUGCCACACGCUCGACUGGGCCGCCAACGUCGUCUCCGACCAGAAGCUCUUCCCCAGCCGAUUCGCGGUCCUCAACGACACGCACAGCAAAAGCGCCGGUGUGAAAAACCUAGUUAACGUGUUCAGGAGACUCCACCGUAUUUUCGCCCACGCGUGGUUCCAGCACCGCAGCGUAUUCUGGUCGGUGGAAAGCCAAACCGGUCUCUAUGUCUUUUUCAAGACAGUAUGUGAUCUGUACGAUCUGCUCCCCGCUGAGAACUACAAGCUCCCACCGGAAGCUGAGGGUCUCGAGGGACCGCCUGUAGAGCCGGAAGCAGAAAAGCCGCCUCCAGCUAUACUCAAGGCCCCUUCUCAACAACGGCCCGCGGGGACAGAAGACGACAGCCUGCACCCUGGUGGUCGCACCAACACUCGAAGGCAUAUUAGAAGUAGUCCUUCGACAGGCAGUGCCGUAACAACCGUGAUAGAAGCCGAUGAAGAAGACACAGAAAACGUCUCCAAUAGGAUGCAAAGCCUUCAUAUUUCCGGGUCCCAUCCCACCGAUCAGGAACCAGAAAGCGCAGAAGUCCCAGUUAUUGUCGAGCGCUCCGUCAUGGAGCGAGCUCCAAAGUCAGAUGAAUCAUCGUCGCCGCCAGUACAAUCUACACCAGUGGAAAAGGAAACUGAGUCUGCGGACGCGGAUGAGACAGCUGUAGAACUUGAACCCACCACCAAACCUGAGGAGAAAGAGGACGAGGACGAGGACGAAGAGCCCAAUGUCGUCCCUAUCACAGCGGACGAAAGCGACCCAAAACCAACUGACACCACCACCGAAGAGCCAUCUUCAGACGACAAGCCUGAGGAACCGGAAACAAAGCCUUCGACAGAGGAGAACGCUUCUUCAGACCCAGCCGAAAGCAAGGAAGAGUCGCCGAAGAAGGAAAAUAAAUCAGAGGACGUGGCAGGAGAAUCUGGACCAGUUCCUGACCCAGAGUGA
This is a messenger RNA of Pochonia chlamydosporia 170, 1503 nucleotides long. RefSeq names its product Mob1 family protein. Gene Ontology annotation, cellular component: cytoplasm. Bases 1 to 1503 code for a protein of 500 amino acids. Lineage: Eukaryota; Fungi; Ascomycota; Sordariomycetes; Hypocreales; Clavicipitaceae. The record is from RefSeq and is a predicted model, not a curated record. The transcript is spliced from 2 exons.